GUAUUUGUAUAUGUGUGAACUGUGAUGUGGAUAGCGGAUCGGCUUGUACGACAGGGAGCACGUUUAGAUUAAAAAUCUAAAUCUGCACGGCGUACAGGGAGCCUGUUGCGGAAUCGCUCGCCAAGAUGGUACUCAUCGCCGCCGCGGUAUGCACCAAAGCCGGGAAAACCAUGAUCUCCCGGCAGUUCGUUGAAAUGACGAAGGCGAGAAUAGAAGGCCUACUUGCUGCAUUUCCAAAACUAAUGAGCCCAGGUAAACAACAUACAUUCGUGGAAACGGAAUCUGUUAGGUACGUUUAUCAACCCCUUGAGAAAGUAUACAUGCUGCUUAUCACGACUAAGGCCAGCAAUAUUUUGGAAGACUUGGCGACAUUGAAGCUCUUUGCAAGAGUAAUUCCAGAAUAUUGCAGCUCAAUGGAUGAAGUUGAAAUAGCUGAAAAUGCAUUCAAUUUGAUAUUUGCAUUUGACGAGAUAGUUGCGCUAGGAUAUAGAGAGAAUGUCAAUUUAGCACAAAUCAGAACCUUUGUAGAGAUGGAUUCACAUGAGGAGAAGGUCUAUCAAGCAGUGCGAAUGACACAGGAGCGGGAAGCUAAGAAUAAAAUGCGUGAGAAGGCCAAGGAAUUGCAGAGGCAGAGAAUGAUGGAAGCUAACAAGAAGGGUGGAGUUAAAAGUCCUGGAUUUGGUGGAGGAUAUGGAAGCGGUAGCAUUCCCCCAUCUAUUCCGGCUGUUGGUGACACAGCUUGCUUUAUGCCUGAACCAGUUAAACCUUCUUACAAACCCAAGCAGAAACCAACAAAUGCUGGACCAGGUGCAAUGAAAUUGGGUGGCAAGUCUCGCGAUGUAGACUCGUUUGUCGAUCAAUUAAAGGAGGAAGGAGAGAAUGUCGUAUCAGGACCUCUCGCUGCUCCUGGGACAAAAUUAACGCAAAUCACUCCUCAGAUAAUUAACACAGAAUUGGUUCAUUUGAGACAAGAAGAGCGACUAAAUAUACGCGUUGGCCGAGAUGGAGGUUUACAAAACUUCGAAUUGCAUGGUUUGGUAACUUUACACAUCUCCGACGAGAAAUGGGGACGCAUUCGCGUGCAAGUCGAAAACAGCGACACGAGAGGAAUACAGUUACAAACUCAUCCAAACGUGGAUAAAGAAUUGUUCAGAGCGCAUGGGCAGAUAGGUCUGAAAGUACCUACGAAACCAUUUCCCUUGAACACUGAUGUUGGUGUGCUGAAAUGGCGUUUUCAAGCCCAAGAUGAAACGGCAUUACCAAUUUCAAUAAACUGUUGGCCUUCUGAAAACGGAGAAGGCGGUUGCGACGUGAAUAUUGAAUACGAAUUGGAGCAAGCUGAUCUAGAGUUGAACGAUGUCCAAAUUAAUAUUCCCCUACCUAUUGGAUGCAAUCCUAUCGUCAGUGAAUGCGACGGACAGUAUACGCACGAGGCACGACGAAAUACGUUAGUUUGGUCUCUGCCAGUGAUCGAUGCUUCAACGAAAUCAGGCUCUAUGGAAUUUUCAGCUCCGUCCUCUACACCUGCAGAUUUUUUCCCACUUCACAUUUCGUUUACGUCUAAAACGUCGUAUGCCAAAAUUAAGAUUAGCGAAGUUUUGCUCGUAGAAGAUGAGAGCCCAGUUAAGUAUUCUGUAGAAACUGUGUUCUUCACUGAUAAUUAUGAAGUUGUAUAAGACAUUAUAGAUAAUAGAUAAAAUAUUUACACAUAUAAGAAAUAUAAAAAUAGGCACAGUUCAGUGAGAAGGCAUAAUGUUAUGAUCAACAAGCAGGAUUGACUGCUAUUUGAAUUUUUGUUUUAUUGCCAUAUAGCCAUUCCUUACAUUGAACAUUGAUAUAUGUCGUUUACUACAUUUAUGUACAUGUAUAAAUUUAAUAUGCUCUUUAAUAGCUGUCCGGUGCCGAAUACUUAUAUACAUAUUUGUAAAAAAAAAAAGAUCUAUUUUAAUUGGAUAAAACUUGGUUAUGAUUCAUA
This is a messenger RNA of Monomorium pharaonis (pharaoh ant), 1975 nucleotides long. It is a transcript of the gene deltaCOP, whose product is annotated as coatomer subunit delta. Bases 126 to 1676 code for a protein of 516 amino acids. Gene Ontology annotation, biological process: retrograde vesicle-mediated transport, Golgi to endoplasmic reticulum; endoplasmic reticulum to Golgi vesicle-mediated transport; Golgi localization. The transcript is spliced from 8 exons. Gene Ontology annotation, cellular component: COPI vesicle coat; cytosol. NCBI's taxonomy places the organism in Eukaryota, Metazoa, Arthropoda, Insecta, Hymenoptera, Formicidae. The record is from RefSeq and is a predicted model, not a curated record.